Penaeus indicus is the source of this 1320-nucleotide messenger RNA. Its product is annotated as protein N-terminal asparagine amidohydrolase-like. Gene Ontology annotation, molecular function: protein-N-terminal asparagine amidohydrolase activity. The transcript has 8 exons. Lineage: Eukaryota; Metazoa; Arthropoda; Malacostraca; Decapoda; Penaeidae. Gene Ontology annotation, cellular component: nucleus. Bases 1 to 1320 code for a protein of 439 amino acids. The record is from RefSeq and is a predicted model, not a curated record. Gene Ontology annotation, biological process: ubiquitin-dependent protein catabolic process.
AUGAGGAUGUUGCGUUACCGGCUCUUGUCCGGGGUCGCCGAAGGGUCACGAGAGAUCGUCGGGCUGACCCCUCCACCUCUCACUGCUCCUCCUUCUCUUGAACACUUGUCUCUAUCCCUCAUCCUCCCCCUCGACCCUCACAAUCAGCCCAGCAAGCGUGCCGACCAGCGAAUGGGUGUAACAUUACUAGAAACACACGCCGCUUCUGCCACUUGUGUCGACGGCAGGGACCGCGCUCGCCCGGCCUCGGUUAUUGCGGUCGGGUCCAGUUACGAAGCAGAAGCACUCCCCAUUGUAAGUCCUGUGAGUUUAGGAGAGUUCGUGUCAGGAUGUGAGCGCGGAAUGGGAUCCGGCGCCGUGGGCCUCGCACACUUCGACAAGUGCAGCCACGACGAGUGCCUCAGCGGCGUCCACAUCUGCUCCCACGACGACGGGGUGAUGCACCUGCUCACGCGCGUGCAGGAGCUCUCCAUGGGGUACACAGAAGGCCGUCUCGAGCUCUGCGUCGUCGGCGGAUUUCAGGACGCGAGGGCCAUUUGCGAGAAGGUCACGCUCUCGCUGCUCAAUGCAAUGCACAAGAGCCCUCCUCAGAUCCACCUGGUACUGCUGUGUACAGGAGAAAUGAACACAACACUUCGAGGCAACAUUUCAUGGCCACUUGUUAAAGGCAUUGGUGUGAGCACACAGACAGGAAAGAUCUUCCCCGCCACCUUCACAGACAAGGGGCCAUACCUCGUGCUGCGGUCGACAAGGGUCUUUACCGGUGCACAGCAAAUGGUUGAUAUAUAUGACUGCGCCCUGGGGUUAUUACGUAUUGGGCCAUUCAAUUAUGAGCCGCAUGCUGGUGUCGAAUUGCUGCUACAACAAACAGAUGAUGUUAUCCUUCAGUGUCUCUCAACAACACCAGAAGUAGAGGGUCCCACCUGGGUCAAGAUGGUUCGAGAAGUUCUAAAGCACAUUAAGGAGCAUCCAUUCCCGGCCGUAACAAUCUUCCCAGACAACCGGCCACACUACUUCCGUAGAGACAACGUGGGCGGCUGGUCUCCUGCUGAACUGCCAAAUAAUAAUGAUUCCACACCAGAUGCUAACGUGCAAGCAGCUGCGCAGGCCGUCGCAGGAGCAGGUGUAGCCGCUACAGGGGCCUGGACACAGGGCGGAGGAGUUACCACAACCUCAGCUCCACCAACACCUGCAGCACUAUCCCCUGCCCCCUGGGGCGCCUCUGUACCACCAAGCGUUUCUCGGAAAGUGGAACCUGUCGUAUCGAUCAAAGUUCUCUUUCGUCACGAGCUGCUUUCAGAUUCAGUUUCAGCGAUCUAA